This is a messenger RNA of Acanthaster planci (crown-of-thorns starfish), 11674 nucleotides long. RefSeq names its product importin subunit alpha-7-like. Gene Ontology annotation, molecular function: protein binding; nuclear import signal receptor activity. The record is from RefSeq and is a predicted model, not a curated record. Gene Ontology annotation, cellular component: cytoplasm. NCBI's taxonomy places the organism in Eukaryota, Metazoa, Echinodermata, Asteroidea, Valvatida, Acanthasteridae. Gene Ontology annotation, biological process: protein import into nucleus.
UUAUUCACGAGAAACCGAGAGAAUUCACAGCAGCUGACGAUGAUAUUAACUGUUGAAAUAUAAACGUGUAUAUCGUGACAACUCUUUUAAAGUCCUUAUUUGUAAAUUCUACCAAACGUUUAACUUAUUUUGUCACUCCCAUGGUCGAGUACUGUUGAACAUUGAUAAAAGAGAUUUUUUGGUCCAUCUAUGACUUGCGGGCUGUAUUUUUCUCUGCCACCGAAAUACUUGUUCUUUUGAAAUAGCCACUUGUCGUCGCUGAAAAGUCGUGCGCCAGACUGACACGUUCUUCCGGAAAAAUACUUCAUUUGUGGCUUUUAUGAGCAAGACAGGGGAAUGCCAGUCUGUGCAAUACACUGGACGCGAUAUCGUGACCACGUUACGUUAUUACAUUCAGGCUGCGCCGACAUGCGCAUGUGUGCCUGUACACAGUAAGUUUCAGCAGAAAUGGCAAGUUCUCAGCAAAGUAAGGGACAUUUCCACAUGUACAAGAACAAGGCCUUGGGCCUGGAUGAGCUGCGAAAGCGGAGGGAAGAAGAAGGUGUUCAGCUCCGCAAGCAGAAGCGUGAAGAGCAGCUUUUCAAGAGGCGAAAUGUAGACGUUGUACUUGAGACUGAAUCUGCCCUUCAAGACAACAUCAUCACCACGACACAAGGUUUUGUUACUCCAGAUAUGGUUCAGGCCCUCAUGAGCGAAGAUGUCACCCAGCAACUGGCUGCCACACAAAAGUUUAGGAAACUACUCUCAAAAGAGCCUAACCCUCCCAUCGAUGAGGUCAUCCAUACUGGAAUUGUACCCCGAUUCGUUGAAUUCCUACAAAACAACAGCAACAGCACCUUACAGUUUGAAGCUGCCUGGGUGCUGACCAACAUAGCAUCAGGAACUUCACUACAGACUCGAUGUGUUAUAGAAGCGGGAGCCGUCCCACUAUUCAUCAUGUUACUCAACUCAGAAUUUGAAGAUGUACAAGAACAGGCUGUCUGGGCACUAGGUAACAUUGCAGGGGACUGUCCUGACUGCCGAGAUUUUGUAAUUGACAGUGGAAUCAUCAUGCCAUUGCUGCAAUUACUGGCUAAAUCAAGCAAGCUGUCCAUGACAAGAAAUGCUGUCUGGGCACUGUCCAAUCUCUGCAGAGGAAAGAAUCCCCCACCGAACUUUGACAAGGUGAAGACAUGCCUGCCAGUUCUGUCACGUCUAUUAUUCCACAAUGAUCACGAUGUCCUGGCUGAUGCUUGCUGGGCCCUCUCAUACCUGUCAGACGGACCCAAUGAAAAGAUUCAGGCUGUCAUUGACAGUGGGGUCUGUCGGAGACUAGUGGAACUUCUCAUGAAUGCCUCACUGAAUGUUGUGUCUGCAGCCUUGCGAGCUGUAGGAAAUAUUGUCACAGGCGAUGACAUCCAAACGCAGAUCAUCCUGAAUUGUUCAGCCCUCCCCUACCUCUUGCACCUGUUGAGUAGCCCCAAGGAAUCCAUCAGGAAAGAAGCCUGCUGGACAAUAUCCAACAUCACUGCAGGAAACAGACAGCAGAUCCAGUGCGUCAUCGAUGCCAACAUCAUCCCUGCUCUAGUCGAUGUUCUGGGAAAGGCGGAGUUCAAGACGAGAAAAGAGGCCGCCUGGGCCAUCACCAAUGCCACAUCAGGGGGCAGCCCAGAACAGAUCAGGUUCAUCGUGGAGCAUAACUGCAUUCCCCCCCUGUGCGACCUCCUUAACGUCAUGGAUCCCAAGAUAGUCCAUGUGGCCCUCAACGGCCUGGAGAACAUCCUGAAGCUGGGCGAGCAGGAUGCCAAGUCCAUGGAUGGACAAAACGGGCAGAACCAGUACGCCCUCAUGGUUGAACAAUGCCAAGGUGUUGAUAAGAUAGAGUUCCUACAGUCACAUGCAAACCAGGAGAUCUACCAGAAGGCCUUUGACAUCAUCGAGCGUUACUUCAGCUCGGACGACGAGGACAACAAGAUGGCCCCCAAGAUCGCUGAGAAUGCCCAAGUCUUUGAGUUCGCGCCACCACAGGAAAACAUCGAAGACCUGCAGUUCUGAAAGACACCUCACAUCGCGUGCCGUGGGAGGAGUGGUGUGGAGUUUGACUGUGGGAGUUGUGAGUGUUAACUAAGGGGUUUUUUCCCUUUUGCCGAGGAGGUAACGUGAGUGGAUAUUGAUAAUGCUUAAACUUGUCAAGUGACUUUAACAAGAUUUACUCUUGGAAGCCAUGUUGGUAAACAAUAUCUGUACAGUUUCCUUUGGUCAGAUUAAAUACAGUUAAACUCAUUCAUGGUGGUUCUGUCUACCUUCCAAAAGUCGGCUAUUUACCAUGAACGACACGUGUUCCCGCGCGAUAAACAUUUUCUUCAAAUGCCUUGAUAACUGCUCUAUAUCUCUGUCCAGACAACACAAGGCGCCGAGUACAGUAGGGCACUUUGUGAACAGAAGUGUUUUCAUUUCCUGUCGUGUUCCUGAUGGUGUAUGGGUGUUUAUUGACUUUGGUGAUUUCCAGGUUGUCAGAGUUGUUAAGAUUUAAAAACAAAAUGAAUGUUAAAUUCAGAUCCGAGUAUUAAAGUGUUUGCUUACUCUUGGAUGCCUUUUGGUAGCGAUAGAUGUGAACUUCCAAGAAGCAAGGAGUGUUUGCCACCUUGAGUUGAUGGCAUUGGGGCAAGAGCUAGAAGUGAUAUGUGGGGCACGAGUUGGAACAUGCGUGUCAGUUGGGAAUGAGGAGUGCGUGUGUGUGUGUGACACAGAGAGAAUAGGCAGGUGACAGUGACAGGUGGAGUGAUAGAACAGUGGGUUGACAGUGAGAGUUGAGCGCACUUGUAAGUGGAAAAAAAGUUGAGAGCAUCAUUACCUUUAAUAGACACAUGCAUAAGUCCUUAAAGAUGCUACAUCUCCUGACUUCCUUCAUUUUGUUACUCUAGUGGCCUUGAAUACUCUCACGUCAGACUUCCCACCCAUGGAUGAUCCUCAUAAAUUGGAUCUCCAUUUCCAUCAGCAAGACAUAACGCAUCCCCGUAUGUGAGAAUUUCUUGAACAAUUAUCAGAAGAAAGCACAGCAUACUCACUGCCUACAUGAACCAGUCUCUGCCAAAAUGUGCAGAAAAGCAUCAUUCAGUACAUUUCUUUGUUAGUGUUUUUGACAUUGAAAUUCCUUGUGUGAAAAAAAUGCAGUUAUUUUUUAAAAAAUUGUUCAGCGCCUCUAGCCAAUUUGACAGGCCAUUGGCAGGGUGCUUUCUUGAAAUAAUUUUGCAUAAAUGCUGAACAAGUGGCAAGCCUUUUAAGUUGUCAUUCUUGUUCAAGCGACAUGCAACCCAAGCAGAUAAUUGUUUCAAAUCCAAACGACAAUAAAGAAGUCUUGAUGGAAUUAAGAGUUUGCAUUUCAGGUAUGUGGGUAAUGACUACAUUUCAAGUCAUGGGAUGUUUGUAUAUUCCAGACAAACACUCACGUAGUUUUGUUGUGUGCGCAGGGUCAAUUUUAUGAUGCUUAUGUUUUGCUGAUUUUCAUACAUUGUGAAGAGUCAAUCUCUGAAACGGUGAGAGUUUUUUAUUAAGAUGAUUUCAUACAAAUGCUGCUUCAGGAAUCUAUCUACAGGUUCAUCUAGCAUGUGAGUGGGAAGAUAGUUUAUAAAAAAAUCUUGAAAAUAUAUUAAAAAAAAAAAAUUGAGAAAAACUGAGGUGAAAAGGUUGAGAACAAAGCAUUCAAGUGAGCAGAGAAGAGAUAACUUACAAAAAAAGAAAAGAAAAUGAAAAAAAAGCCGAAAAAGCAUUUUAAAAACCAGCCGAAAAAAAUUGACGAAAUAUUAAAUACAAUUAUGAAUAUUCAACAGUGUGUGAUGUGGGGGAGCUGAGUUGAAGGAGUUUUUAAUGAUGCGGGUCAAACCAGCUAUUUUGAGCGAUUGUAUGUUUUUGUAAGCGUACUGGUAAGUGUGUCAUUCCUGUUAAACAGUGUGUUGUGCAUUUUAUGUAGAGAAAAAAAAAAGAGAUCUGGUCUAAAGAUGUACCGAUACCUGUAAUGAGAAUCAGUCGUUUGUGUUGAUAACUUAGGGUAACGGCAUGUUGUCAAGUGUAUGAAGUUUUUUCCCCUGUGGUUUGUUUUGAAGUGACAUAUAAAGAAUAUUGCCCUGAUGCCACGGUGCGUAAAUUGCCCCGGAGCAUUGCACACAGAGAGAAAUUUUCUGAGGGCUGCAUGCCGCCCUGGUUAGUUACAUGGCGGAUGGUGCACCAGUUGGCUACAUGCACUUCACCCACGUGCACAUCUUGCCCGAUUUAUAUAUUAACCCAGAGAGAGGUACAUGUACACUGCCCAGGAGAAGGGCCAAAAUAUACAUGUACACCUGUUGGGUGCAUAAAAUGUUUUGGUAGGUGUCAUUCAGUUGUAUAUGUGACAGCACAUCACCCUGGUGGUGUAUUUCUCCACCAAUGACAAGCUGUAAGAACCUUGCAUGUUGCUGUGCAUGAAAUGUUUGGCAUUGUCUUUGGCUCUUGGCAAUGAUAAGAAUGUACAUGUAGAACAUACACGGAGAUCCCCCGGAUGAUGGACAGAGUGCUGCGAAGAUGUGAAAGUGUAAUUUUAAAAAGUGCUGCAUGAAAUGGUUCGAUCAUUUCAUUUUUGCUUGAAGAUUUCUUUGUUCCCCUCCUUUUUUGCCUCUUUGAUGUAAAGCAGUCCGAUGUUUACAGAGUUGCUUGGCAGAACUUUUCUCACUAAAUAAAUGUUACCCUUUAAUUUUCUUGAUUGCCUGUUUUUCUCCUUGCAUUGCCUGUUUGUCUCCAUUUCCAACGUCACACUUUCUGCCAAGCAGCUGCUGAAAAUAUACCCCCACCAGAAAACACAGAAGCUUGGCUGAAUUUGAAGUAAACAAGCAAGAUAACUUCCACUGCUUAGAAAGUAAACUAAUCAUUUUUCAAGGUACAUGUACCUCAGUGUUUUUUUGUAUUGCUUUGUCUCAAGAGCCAUGUCACUUCCAGUUGUUGUUUUAGAGACAGUAUAACCUGUAAUUUUCUGAAAAACUGGAGCCCCUGUUAGUUUGAAAAUCCUCUCAAAUGUUUUUUCUAAAGUCACCGAUAGUCUUGUGUGGUUCUCAAAGAACUUACAUAAGAAUAGAGUUCCAACAGUUCUUUUUUUCUGUCGUUCUUAAAUCUUCACAUAAGUUUAAUCACUCUUUUCUUUGAUGGUAUGAUUGAUGAACAAAAUACGUAAUUAUUUCUUUCAGCUGUCCCGUUAACUCCAUUUCAGUGAGCAUGCCACUGAAUCUGUUAUUUGUUCAUGUCACUCAUUUCUGUUGUAUAGAAACCUACAUGUGUGUUUCUCGCCAAUCAAAGAAAAGCAUUUUCCUCAUAGGGUGUGUUUCAGUUUGUUUCAAUUGUGGAGUUGAAUGUAAAUGGUCUGAGCUUACUCAGUGUCAUUAUUUGGGUGAUUUUUGUUCUUUCAUGCUACUCAGUUCUGUCCAGUGAUUUAUCAAUACUUUGUUUCGAUUGAUUGGUCUGAUUUUUUUUUUGUUGGAAAAAAAAUUCAGUUAACUUGACAUACUACACCAGAUCACGUGCCAUCUUUCACAUUUGUUUUUGCCACAGCAUUGUAGGUAGUGAUGUGUAUAAAGGAAAUCAUUCUAAAUACAUGAGUCUAAUUUCCUCAGCCUUGAGGUACCUUUGCAAAAAGAAACAAGAUUAUAAAGUUAUCCUGUCUCCUUAAACUGCCAUUUUUGUCUGCCAGAAGAAAGUGGAUGUCUAAAACAAGCCUAAGCAAUUUUUUGUCUUUAAAGGUACAUGUACCUUAAAAAAACUCACUGUAGCUCACUAGAAAAAAAAUAUGUGCCAAGGGUAGUGCUUUUGGGAGUGAACGGUAUCUGGUGAAGUACACCUCUUUUUGGACAGAAACAACAGGACUGCUGUUUGGAAUAUUUUGUGUCCGAUGCAUGGAUGGCCACUAUUGCAGUGUGCAAAUGAUUUAAUGCUCAUAUACAGAACAUGCUCUUUUUACGGGUACCUCAAGGUUUUAGAAGGAAUCAUGUAUUUUGGAAUGCCAAAAAAAAGUUUAAAACUACGAAGACCAGUGACCAGCCCAUUAAUUUCUUUUUGAAAUAUAGACUACAUACUAGCUCAAGAACAUGUUAUUCUUGUAUUUUUUUGUUCACACAGUAGUCAUUCAACUGGUUUGAGUGAAUUACCAAAAAGAAAAUGAAAGAAUCAAGAGUUACAAGAAAUUUAUUUCCUUGCGGCUGGUCACAACAUUCUAUGUAUGUAGUGUAGAGAAUUUAAUUAACCGGCUGCAUAUGCCUAGAAUAAAUGUUAUAAGAUAUGUGCAAAAUGUGUGUACAGACAAAAAAACAUGCAAACACAUGUUAAAAUUAUAAAGACAUGUCAACAACUUAAAAUGUUUGUAUACCACUUAAUACACAUGUUGAUUAUACAUAGUACUUGAUAUGUGUACAUGUACAUACUAAAUGGUACAUUUCACACCAUGAAAUGACAUACUUUUUAUUUUUUACAAAAAAAGAAAACGCUUACAAGCCUACAUGCAUUUAAAUAUAUUGUUACAAAAAAUGAGUGCAAGAAUUUAAAGAAAAAUUGAAAUUGUUAAAUAUAUUAAAACAUCUGAUUGUCACAACAUUACAACAUCACUGAACAUUUUAUAAAAGUUUGCAAUAUUUUGGCACAAUGUUCUUCUUUGUUUUUGUACCAGUGACGACAUAACAUGCCACCUAGCAUGACUUGAAAUACAGAAGCAAAAAAGUGUGUGUCCUUUUUUUUUUCAGUAUUUUUCCAUCUGGGCCAGAAUACCUUUUUUUUUAACCAUUAAGUAAAUAUAAACACAAUCCUAUGCAAGUUCCAAGUAUCAUUUCAGAUUUGUUUGUCUAGUUCAUCGCAGCUUUGUGUAGAGAUAAGUACCAAAAAGUAAUAAGAUAACAAACUUGUUUGGCUAUCCCAGACCACACAUUUCUACUACUUACCUCAAAAUGAUUUCUCAUAUCGAUACAUUUCUUCUCCUCAGGAAGCUCUUCAGAGAGAUCAAUAUUUUGUUGCAUUCGUGAAUUUAAAAUGAUUCAAUCAAUUGACUACAGGUGUAACAAGAAAUCAGUGUCACUGCCCCUAUUAGGGCCAGUCCUCUCAGAUCCCUGGCAAUCUGCCAGAAAAUUUGGCCUAAACAAAAAUGCCUGGUCCAAUUGGAAUGCUUUGGGGAUCUGAACAUGUCAGUGGAAUCAGGGUUCGGCAUAUCAUGUACACAGAAAUCUCAGAGUUUUCCCAGAGUUUUCUGUGAUAAAUUUUCAACAGGAUAAAUGUUUUGAUCGUGUCCAGUAGUACACCUCUUCAGUGAUGGACAUGAACACAAACAGACUGACCACUUCCUCGUCUGGGCCAAAUUCCCUGACUUUCCUUGAGACGUGAGUCAUUUUUUCUUAACUUCCCUGACUUUCCCUGACUGGAAAAAGGGAAACUCAUUUCCCAGCAGGGCUUCAGGCUGAGGCUAAGCCUCACCUAGGGAUUCAGAAAUAUGGCUUAGGUUUCUGAAUGUUACGGCUGUGGCUUGCAAUGGCGUUGGGUUUACGGCUAGCCAGUGGCUCGCCUUUGAAUCUAGUCCCGCGGACACGUUGCACCCAGUCAAUUUUGGACACAGCUCUCUACAGAUCCUCACCUUACACAAUACUGCUGAAGAUAUCACUCAAAACAGUCUGUAAAGAACGAGAGGGCGUUUUUGCAGGGUUAAGGUCGAGAAUGGCUUGUUUGGUUUUUGUGUUUUUGGCAAAGUUGGCAAAUGUUUACAGAUGUUUGCAAAAUAUUUAAAGUCUGUUUUGUAAAUUAUAAUUUAAUUCUAGAAAGAAAAUCUCAUUCAGGCAUUAAAUUAAAAUCUUUCAACUGCAGAAUAAUUGAAUUAUUUGUUGAAAAAAUGAGUGCCUGUAAAGAAUAGUUUGCAAACAUCUGUGCAAAAAGUUCUACUUGAAUCACAUUUUGUAAAACCAAUUUAGACAAAGUCUACAAGUGAUAGCUGAAAAGUAAACUUUUCCAUUUCUAAAGUGCAAUCUAGACUUCUUUUUGGACUUGCUUUCACAAAGACACUUUAGAUGAAAUUGUGUACCUUUCUUAUUAUUUUGAUGGAUAAUUAUUGUUUUUCACGUGUAUCGUUACAGACAACCUGUGAUUACUUGAAAAAAAAUACAAAAACCUAUUGAAAAUGGUUUGGUUGCUGUAAUUAUGCUUGAACGCGCCUCGCACUUAAUUUUGGGAAGUGCUUGACACAGUAUAAGUGCACCAGAUUUGCACUCAAGUAAUCGGAAUAUUACUGCCUUAUCGGAAUGACUGAAUGCAAAACAGCAAGUACGAGUCUUGUUUCACACCAAGUAUUAGUUCUCUAACUUGACACAGUUGCAAGGAAAUAUAAAUAUUCAUUCCAUUUUUGGCCUUUUCAGGGUGAAAACAGUAACUGAUUUUUUGAAGGAAAACAUGUCUUUCUACAUUUUUUUCUAUCUGUUGGGAGCUUGAAAAAGUACCAGAAAUAUAUUUGUCAGGUAAAGUCAAUUGUACUCCGAAUUUAGUAAUACCUUGCAAUUUGAUCAACAAAAAUUAAGAAUUGAUGAAAUUAGAAGUGUAAACUCAAAAUUAUCAUUAUGCAGCUCAUUUUCUGAUUAAGAGGAGCUGCAAUUAAAUAUAAAGUUUUAUUGAAACAAGAAAUUACCAUAAGAUUCAAAUAUUUUAUAGGGUUUUGCUGUUUUUGUGCUUCCAUUAAGUAAUUGACACAUUUUCCCCCAUAAGAUUCCUUCUGUAGCUUGGGUUAUGGAAAGGCAGCUUUUUACUGUGUUGAAAAUUAGAAGCAGUUGUAAACAAUUCUCACAACCAGUUGUCAUUCUUUUGCUUUUUUAUGUGUCCUGCCUUGGGUUCCUUAGUCUCUUUAUGUCCCUUCAGUUUGUGAACUAUUAAGCUGCAAAACCUAAUAUUUGUGUUUUCAUUUCAAUCUCUGAAAAAAUCCAGAUUUGUUUUUAUUUUAGAAACCUUAGAAUAAUCCAGUAUUAUAAAUGAAAAAACUCGCCAUCAAUUGUAUGAUUUAUUUAUUUUUGCAAAGACCAUAGCUGUAAUGAUAUGCAGAUGACCUAUUUUGGCCCAGAAAUUUUUUUUGACAAAAUGCAAUAUUCACACUUUAGAGUUGGGGAAUUAUAGAAAACAUUUCAGAUUGUUGUAUGGAAAUUGACACACACUACCAUUUUUUUAAAUUUUUACCUACUCAUUAAACACAUAAAGUUGCAAACAUACAUGUACGCAUUUGACCACUCCACUCAUACUUACCUUGCAUACACAAUACCCAUGUAUACUUACGUGUAUGUUACAUACCUAGUGUGGAAAUCCCUUUUUGUCUUGCAGUUAAAAACUCGGUAAAAAUACUCAAUUUUUCUUAAACUGGGAAUACGAUUUUCAUAAAAUGUUUCUCUGACUGUUCCUCUUCAUUUAUUAUGAUAACCGUAACCCAAAAGGCCUCAAAAUUUCCCUCAGGAGAAGGGGAAACGUCCUGUGGAUGUGGGUGAGUCCACGGAACGUUUUUUUCUUUUCUGUAUCCUGUGGACAUCUUUUGUUCACCAGUCUACACUAGGUAUGUAAGGUUUACGCUGAACUAACAUACUGUACAUGCACAGUCCUGCUAUGCAUUUGUGUACAAUCGUAACUCCACUUUCCUGUGAAAUUCUCUGUUUUGUGUUUAGUUUGCGCUUAUAUUGUAUGUAUUCUGCCUGAUAUUCAUUUCAGUUCUGGAGUGAUUGUCAUGGCUAACAGGAAUUUUUUUUUUUUACAUGUGGGCUGAAACUUUUUUCAAUCCACUUUUGACAGGAUAAACCUGAAUUUAGAAUCAUCGUGGAUCUCAAGUCUGAAAAACUUGUACUAAAUUUGCUUUGGGUACUAUUCUGUGUAAGUUCUUCACUUACAUGUAGGUGUUGGACAAGGUGCAGAGAUAGCCGGUGGUUAUGAAAUCUGACUAGUUUUGUGAAGCCACGAUUUUGCCAGACACAGAAGUUAUGUUGAAAGCCAAAAGUUCGUAAGUCUGGAUAUUGUACACUUAUGCAUAGUAUUGACACAGCUUCCAUUUUCUACAAACAUGUCAACAGACAUAACUUUCCCAAGAUGCUGUCUGAAAUUUGCCACCAUUGACACAAAUGUUUCCAUUACAGUGCUCUCAAAAAAGUUCACAUUCAACCACACUCAACUAUGAAUAGCUAUAAAACAUUGCACGUUCACAUAGUUCAAACACAACAUACAUACCCAACACUUUAAUACCCAACAAUCCUCACAGUAACAGACAUGAAACACCCAGAACUUGAAGAAAAAGACUUCUACAGAGCGCAAACGCUAACACUGUGUACAUGUAUAUAGCAUGAUAACUGUUAACUUGUUUAAAGGAAUUUAACAUAUAUAGUUACAGUUACCGUGAAAAAUGACAGGUUAUGUUUACCGGUGCAUAUGUAAAAGGGGAGAUUUGGGCUAACAGGUCUUUAGCAAUAUUCUGGACUAGAGGUUUACUUCCUCUCACCUCGUAUUUCUCCUUUUGCAGAUUAGAAAAAUGUUGAAGGAAAAAUUCUGACAUAGCUGCAAUUAAUGUUACAAAUCUCUCAAAUGAUGUUUGCUGAGGUGGCAGGAAUUGGCCCCUUCUUUCCCCAGCCUCAGUUCUCUUUGGGGUCAAGAAAUAUGCCACCCCAAAAAUGGUUGGGGGAGGGGGAUUUUAUAAUACAGAACGAAUGAGCCUGUUUGAUACCGGUAUUUCAAAAAGGCAGUCAUUUGAGAACAAAGCAUCCAUGCAACUUGCCGUUUCCCAAAAUGACCUCUGGCAGGUUUCAGUUGGGGCAUGUGCUGUUGGAAUAUCAAACUGGGUAAUGAGGGUGUUACUUCGGGUCAUUCCCACUAGUAUGUCAAGCAUUGAUGGUUAAGAGGUGAUCAUUAGGGAUGGGGGAUUUGUAAAUGACCAGGUUGCUAAUCCAUCAGUUACUUUACUGUCAAGGUUAUUCAGCUCAUUGUACACUGCACUGCCCAAGUUACCUGGCAGCAAAUUGGUCAGGGAGUCAUACCAUAGAGCUACAAACCUAGCUCUAUGGUCAUACACAUAUAUGUAUAUUGCACACGGACUGAUGUGCAUACUGUAGUUUAUUGAAUACAGCAACUAUAUGCUCAUAACACUCCGACUAGGCUAUGCAGGGGCAUGGCAGUUAUUUUCAUGUACAUGUAAUUCACAGUCCAGAAACAUGGUGAUACAUGUAUUUCUCAGCUAAAACUGAUUUUGUGGACUUCAAGUUAUCAUCUGUGAAAGGAUUUGUAACAUUAAUUUCAGUGGUGAUAUCUUUAAAAGCAGAAAUGAGAAUGAACAGUCCUGUCAAAUGUCUUUAGUCUAUUUUCAAAUUUCUGGUUAAUGUAUAACUGGUGGGUUACUGCAUGUUUAUUGAAGGCAUGUUGUUUGAUCAGUUAGGUCCAGUUAAAAUAAACAUUCAAGACUCCAAAACGCUUACUUUCUUGAAAUUUUUCAAAGAAUUUAUUAUAUAUUCAAAUUUUGAUAAACAGUAUAAUUUCCAGAAAUGAUGUUUUAUUGAUCACAAAAAUCUAAGAAAUUGUGGUUUUUAACGCACCAUUUCAUACAAAAUUUUAUGGGGCGUCACAUCGGGAUACUUGAAUCUUAUUGUCAAGUGAUAUAAAAAGAUCAAUAAAAUCCAUUCGGUUACAGAAAUUUAAA